AUGGCCAAGCGUGCCAACAACAUGGCGCGCUACUCCCGAGGCAGCAACGGGCUCACCGCUGAGCGUACAGAGACGAUGCUGGAGGCCGAAAACGAUCGCCAAGUUGACGCACUUCACAGCAAAGUCGCCAUGCUCAAGGACUUGACGAUUGAUAUUGGUGAAGAGGUGCGAUCACAAAACAGCAUGCUGUCCGACAUGGGAGGCUCAUUUGAUGAUGCGGGCUCGCUGCUCGGCAUUUCGAUGCGCAAAGUUGGCAACUUAGCCAACUCCACCAAUGGUCGAAUGCUGUGCUAUCUCGUCGGCUUUGCUGUAACUGUCUUCUGCGUCAUCUGGUACCUCAUGAAGUAG
This is a messenger RNA of Monosiga brevicollis MX1, 348 nucleotides long. RefSeq lists its product as uncharacterized. The transcript is spliced from 4 exons. Lineage: Eukaryota; Choanoflagellata; Craspedida; Salpingoecidae. Bases 1 to 348 code for a protein of 115 amino acids. The record is from RefSeq and is a predicted model, not a curated record.